AUGUCCGACGGGAAGAAGGCCGACGCCGACGACGGAGGAUGGGGCCUGGGGACCUGGGGCAUGGGUUCCUCCGAUGACUGGGGCGUCGGAAACCUCGAUCUGACGUCCACGCUGACCUCGCUCUCGGAGCAAGCUUCCACCUUCGACCUCAACGCCGUGGACGUCACCGGCGCGAUGAACUCCAUGGUCGAGCACGCGAGCAAAGUCGCGAACGAUAUCGCGGACACCGUGGACUCGUACGACGCGCAGCUGGGGCUGAACGUCGCGCGGGGUGAGAACGCGAGCGGCGGGGACGGCGACAAAGAAGCGAGCGCGGGCGGAGACGGCACGAGCGCGAUUCCUCCGGUCGCCCCCGCUCCCGCUGAGCCCGCCGCGCCGGUCGCGCCGGUCGCGCCCGCCGCGGUCGUUCCCGCGGCGUCGACGCGCGGGAAGAAGUCGAAGAGCGCGAAGAAACAGCAGGAACCCGCCGCCGCGCCGACCCCAGCGGCGUCCGCGUCCGCGUCCGCGUCCGCGUCUGAACUCGAACGCCUGCGCGCGUCGCUCGCGGAGAAGGACGCGCGGCUGGCGUCCCUGAGCGAGACCCUCGCCGCGAGGGAGAAGCAGCUCUUGGAGGCGAACUCGAAGACCGCGGCGUCCACGGAAGCGGUCGCGGAGGAGAAGGACAACGAAGUGCGAACGCUUCGAGGCGCGGUCGACGCGUUGACGAAAGAACGCGACGACGCGCGCGCCGAGCGCGAGGCUGGGAUCGAACGCGUCGGCGCCGCGGAGCGCAAGGUGUACGCGCUGACGAAAGAGCGCGACGCGCUGCGCAAGGAGAUUGACCGAAGCGGCGAGCAAGGCGAGCUACUGAAAGAGAAGGACAACAUCAUCACCGAGGUCAUGGCCGAGGGCGAGAAGCUGUCAAAGAAACAGGCGGAGAUGGAGGCGCACGUCAGGAAGAAGAACGCCGCGGCGAAGGACGCGGAGGCGAAGGCGGCGGCGCUGAGCGUGCGGCUGGAGGACGCGAAAGCGACGACCGAGGGGCUUCGCAGGGAGAUGCUCGCGCUCAGAGAGGAGAUCGAGACGCAGAAGACGCACUUCGUGGAUCAGCUCGCGAAGGCUCGGGCGGCGGCGGCGGCGGCGGAGGCGGCGGCGGACGGCGAGACGCGCGCUCGGCUCGAGACCGAGCUCAAGGACGCCGCGGCGAGGGAAUACGCGCUUCAGGACCAGGUCGACGGGUUGCGAAAGGCGAUGACGAAAGCCGCGGAGAACGCGGCGAGACGGGAGGAACGCGCCGCGGAGGACGUUCGCGAGAUGGAACGCCGGUGUCAAGAGUCCGAACGUCGACACGAGGAGCUCGCGCAGUCGAUGCCCGAGAGCACGCGUCCGUUGAUUCGUCAGAUCGAAGCGAUGCGAUCGCAGCAGAACGAGCGCGCGGAAGCGUGGGCGGGCGCGGAGCGGUUGCUCAAGAUACGAGUCGCGGACGCGGAGGAAGCGGCGCGCGCCGCGGCGCGACGGGAAGCGGCGGCGGAGGAGGACGCCGCGGAUGCCAAGGCGACGGCGGCGCGCGCGCGGGAACUGACCGCGAAAGCGCAGGCGGAGACCGCGAACGCGAAGAAACAGCUCGCUUCCGAGCGCGCGGCGGCGAGAGAGGAGCGCGCGAGGGUGAUGGAGGAAGCGGAGACCGCGGCGAUGCAGGAGGGGAGGAUGCACGCGGUCGAGGAGGAGGCGAGGGGGCGAGAGGCGAAGGCGCGAAGGCAGCUCGCGGAGGAAAGAGGGCGCCACGAAGCCGCGACCGCGGCGUGGGAGCGCGAACGCGCGGAGUUCGUCGCGAAAGAGUCGUCGCUCUUAGACAAGAUACGCGAGCUUCAGAGGGUGAUCGAGCAGAGAGACGCCGCCGCGGAGGCCGCGGCGGAGGAAGCCGCGGCGGCGGCGGCGGCGGCGGCGGCGGCGAAAAACGCGGAGGCUGAAAAAGCAUCCGAGGGCGACCAAGGCGACCAGGUCGUCGCCGCGCUGACGCGCGCGGCGCGGUCCGUCAGCGCGGGCGGCGAGUCCGGAGUGCGCCUCGCGAUCGACCGCGCCACGGAAGAGCUUCAGAGGCGGCUGCGCGCGAGCGACAGCGAAGUCAUCAUCGCGAACGACCGGAUCAAAUCGUUGGAGAAGACGCAACGAGAGCUCGCGAACGAGCUCAUGUCCGCGACGUGGCUCAUCGACGAGGUCGGGAACCCCGCGGACUUGAAACGGCAACUCACCGCGCUCGAGGACAGGCACGUGGACGCGCUCGAGAUGAUGGGCGAGACGAGCGAGGAGAACGAGGAGCUCAAGGAGAGGACGGCGGCGUUGAAGUCGAUGGUGGACGCGUUGACGGAGAAGGUUGCCGCGUUGGAAGCCGCGCGCGCGGAAGCGUCGAGUUGAACGAGUCCACUCGUUCGGCACCAUCUAAUCGUCUACUAUCUUAUAGUACGAAUUCUCUACCU
This is a messenger RNA of Micromonas pusilla CCMP1545, 2456 nucleotides long. RefSeq lists its product as uncharacterized. The coding region runs from base 1 to 2394 and encodes 797 amino acids. The transcript has a single exon. The record is from RefSeq and is a predicted model, not a curated record. NCBI's taxonomy places the organism in Eukaryota, Viridiplantae, Chlorophyta, Mamiellophyceae, Mamiellales, Mamiellaceae.